AGUUGAACUGUUUAUAAUUAAAUCAUGAAACCGCAAACUAAACUCGUUUAUUCCUGAAACCCAAAUCAUGCUACCAAGUUCUCCAGAAAAAUCUACCACAGUACUAAGAGGGAGAUUAAUCCAAAGAUGCUGGUGACGGAGUUAGGCCAGGUUGAUUGCAAAAAGGAAAUAGAUCACUUAAAACCUUCCCAAAAUUCAUGAAAGAAGACCUGACCCAAAAAUGAUGAAAAUUACCCAUUUAUGGAGGAUGAUGAUUUCACCUCAAUGUUCAACAAAUGGGAAGAGAGUCAAAAGAAGACUCAAAGGAAGACAUCAGAAUGCUCAGAUUACCAGCAAAAUAUGACUCUGAAUCCAGCUAAGCUCAAUACCGAGGUCAAAAAUAAGAAACUAUCGACCAAGAACAGAUUCAUCCAAGAAUUCAUCACCCAUUCGAGAUCUGGCAAAUUACGAAAGAACUCAAAGGCUAGAGCACUUGAAUCUAAAAGAAGAAUAAUCAGAAAGAGUAAGGUGAGGGUUGCCCCUGAAAUGAGGAGUAAAAAGCCUUCUUCAACCCAAAUCAUGGCAUCAUUAAAAUCAAAGUUAAGCAAUGCUUUCAACACUCUUGGGGAACCAUCGAUCGGUGAGAACAGUUCAACACAAGAUAGUGCCAGGAGAAGACAUUCUAACUGCCGGCCUUACGUUACAAGAAAGCAGACCAAGCUACUGCCAGAAUUGAAGCACUCUAACAGAAGUAUUUUUGAUGCAAGCCAGGACAUGAGCUCUGAGAGAUGCACCAGUCAAAACCCUAUCAAUUACUCAAGAAGAGUGAGGAUGGUUUCAAAAGAGAUGAUUAACAUGCCUUCCCUUGUAAUGGGAAAACCUUCCAAAAAUGGUUCAAAAUCCCGUGGUAAAUUUCAAAAGUUCACAAUUCUCCCCAAGACCAACGUUUUGAGCCAGGAAGGGUUAAUGUCAGAGAAGAGGAACAUGAUGAGGUCUGAAAAAUUAAGACUCUACGGUUACUAAUACCUCUCAAAGGCAUGUAUGCUUGCACUAAAUGUAACAUAUUUCCUAAUGUAAAC
Messenger RNA from Moneuplotes crassus, 1058 nucleotides. NCBI's taxonomy places the organism in Eukaryota, Ciliophora, Spirotrichea, Euplotida, Euplotidae. The record is from the annotation of a GenBank genome assembly.